Colletotrichum spaethianum is the source of this 1815-nucleotide messenger RNA. Its product is annotated as efflux pump dotC. Bases 1 to 1815 code for a protein of 604 amino acids. Gene Ontology annotation, molecular function: basic amino acid transmembrane transporter activity. Gene Ontology annotation, cellular component: fungal-type vacuole membrane. The transcript has 4 exons. Lineage: Eukaryota; Fungi; Ascomycota; Sordariomycetes; Glomerellales; Glomerellaceae. The record is from RefSeq and is a predicted model, not a curated record. Gene Ontology annotation, biological process: transmembrane transport; basic amino acid transport.
AUGGUGGAUGGACGAGCACCUCCUCAGCUCUGGAACCGGCAGCAAGCCGCCGACAACGAACCCGGGCGACGGGAGGAGGCUUCAUUAGCCGAUGCCACCGAGACGACGACGCUGCUCAACUCCGAGACGUCGUCCCGGACCCUCCGUAAUGAGUCGCCGGGAGGUGGCCGCCGAGAUCGGAACUCGGACGACGACGACGACGACGACGAUGAAGGGCCCAAGCAGUCCAUAGGCGCGACCCGUGCCGCGGUUCUCAUGCUGAGCACCUGGAUCCUCAUCUUCCUCCAAGCAUCAAACACGUCGGGCAUGACAAUGACGCAGUCCGUCGUCGCCGAGGACCUCGACGCCUACGCGGACGCCAUGUGGUUCACCAGCUCCUACCUCAUCAGCAUGGCCUCGCUGGCGCCCCUCUUCGGCCGCCUGGCCACCAUCUUCUCGCCCCGCAGCCUUGUGCUGCCCCUGGGCGGCUUCUUCGCCGCCGGCGGCAUCGUCACCUCCCAGGCGCCCUCGUUCUGGGUCUUCAUCGCCGGCAGGAUCCUGACGGGCAUGGGCGGCGCAGGCAUCAUGACGCUGGCCGUCAUCCUGGUGCUCGAGCUGGUUGGCAAGAAGAGGCGCGGCGUCUUUGUUGGGCUGGUGAACGCGGGCUUCACCAUCGGGUUAUCGUUUGGUGCCGUGGUGUACGGGGCGCUGUUGCCGGUUAUCGGAUGGAGAGCCCUCUUCGGCCUCCAGACGCCCCUCGGGCUGCUUGCAGGUCUCGGCGCCUUCUGGAGCAUACCCAGGUCCUUCAGCUCUGAUCACGAGACAAAAGGAAAGUCCGUCAUGCAGAAACUGGCUCGCAUCGACUACGCGGGUGCGUUCAUGCUGGUCCUAACCAUCGUCCUCUUCCUCUACGGCCUCUCGGGCGAAAUCCAAGCUCGCCCUCUCAUCCUCUCGGUCCUUUCUCUCCUUUUAUUCAUUCUCAUUGAGUUCAAACUUGCCGCGGAUCCCGUCAUCCCCAUCUCCAUCCUCUCCUCCCGCGGCGUCCUCUUCUCCUGCAUUGCCCAGCUCCUCUUCAUGUCCAUCCGCUGGACUCUGCUCUACUACGCGCCCAUAUUCGUCCUCGCCGUCCGUGGGUACGCCCCGGCCGUCGCCGGCUCGAUCCUGAUCCCGACCAACAUCGGCUUCGGCUCCGGCGGGCUGAUCGUCGGCUGGCUACACGUCCGUCGCAACGGCGCUUUCUGGUCACCCUCGGUUAUCAGCAUAAUGUGCUUCGCGGCGACCAUGUUCGGGUUGUCCCUAGUCGGCACGGCAACCACCCCGUUCUGGAGUUUCGUGCUGGCCGUCGUGCUCAAUGGGCUCGCGACGGGUGCUACGCUGAACUAUACACUCGCGCACCUGCUGCACCUGAGUCGGCCGGAGGAGCACUUCAUCUCGACGUCGUUGCUGGGCACGUUCCGCGGGUUCGGGGGCAGUUUUGGCACGGCCAUUGGCGGGGGUGUGUUCUACCGCAUCCUGCGCUCCGGCUUGGUGUCCAGCUUCACGGAGCUCGACGGCGGGAGGCUGUCCGAGGAGCGGAAGGAGCUCAUCACAAGGCUCAUUGGGAGUCCCGCGCUGGUGUUCAACGGCGGCCUGAGUCCUGCCGAGCAUGACAUUGCGGUGGAAAGGUAUGCCAGCGCAUCGAGUGGCACGUGGCGGGUGGCGGCGGCGCUGGCGGUUGUUGCGAUUGUGAUUCAGGCGAGUACGGGGUGGAGGGGCCCCGCAGGCAGGAAGACGGUAGAUGAUGAGACGGAGGCGAGGGCGGCGCUGAUGGGGAACGAGGGCGUUGGAGAGGCAUGA